CAUCUUAUCGACUGAAUAAAUGCGAGCCACCAAUAAAUGCUGUCAUAAAUAUAUGCAUGAAUGCACAUUCCACUUCCGGUUUACUUCCGUGUUUGCCGCCGUUGUCUCCUCAACUGCCGAAAUGAGGAUCGUGACCUGGAAUAUCAACGGAAUUCGAACAUUUGGAGGCGGGAUAAAGGAAGCCCUAGAUUCCUUAGGUGCUGAUAUUGUUUGUGUUCAAGAGACCAAAGUGACCAGAGACCUGCUGACUGAAAGGACUGCGAUCGUGGACGGCUACACCUCUUACUUCAGUUUCAGCCGAGGGCGGAGCGGUUAUUCAGGCGUUGCCACGUACUGCAAGAAUGCUGCGACACCCUUUGCUGCUGAGGAGGGUCUGUCAGGUCUGCUGAGCAGCCAGAAAGGAGCUGUCCAGUGCUACGGCGACCAGUCCGGCUUCACAACUGAGGAGCUCCAGCUUCUGGACAACGAAGGCAGAGCUGUGAUCACUCAGCACAGAAUCAAGUGCAGGGACCAAACCCGAGCUCUGACUGUGAUCAACGUGUACUUCCCCCGAGCGGACCCCGACAAGCCCGAGAGAAAGCAGUUCAAGCUGAACUUUUAUAAGCUGCUCCAGUUGCGCGCGGAGGCCUUGUUGCAAGGCGGCAGCAGCGUGAUCAUCUUGGGGGAUGUCAACACUUCUCAUCGGCAGAUUGAUCACUGCGACCACAGCGAUGCUGAGAACUUCGAGGACAACCCUGGCAGAAGAUGGCUGAGUAACUUCUUAACCAGCCAGGAAGACUCUGACCAGGCGCCGGAGGAUGCAGGGAAGUUCAUCGACACAUUUCGCCUGUUCCACCCGACUCGCACAGGCGCCUUCACGUGCUGGUCCACCCUCACCGGGGCGCGGCAGACCAACUAUGGCACCCGCAUCGAUUAUAUACUGGCUGACCGCUGCCUCGCAAAGCAAGAGUUUGUGGCGGCCGACAUCAUGCCGGAGGUGGAAGGGUCUGAUCACUGCCCUGUGUGGGGGGAACUGAGUUGCGCCCUCCUGUCCAACUCCAAGCCUCCUCCUCUCGCCACUUGCUACCUGCCGGAAUUUGCUGGCAGGCAGCAGAAACUCUCCCGCUUCCUUGUCCGGGUCGAGCAGAGAUCGCUUCCAUGCAAGCAGGAGGAGGCGUUGCCUGGGUCUCAAGAGGAGGAGGAGCAGAGGGAGAACUUAAAAUCCUUCCGUGCUGGGAUCGAGGGUCGAAAGCGUUUGUCGCAAGCAGAAUCUGCUCAGUCAAAGGCGAAAAAGACAAAAACAACAGCUUCUUCAAAACCAAAAGGGAGUCUUCUGUCCUUUUUCAAACCCAAACUCACAGAUGCAACGUUGCCAAACCAUGAGGCUUCAAUAGUGACAUCAGCAUCUGUGAAAGGUGAGACAGAUGUGAGCAGCAAAAGGGUCAAGGACUCAAGCGAGGAGUCGAAACUCCAAACUGAUCCUCGGUCACCUGCUGGACACUCAAAGAAAGGAGCCUCCAUGGACUUCUGGAAGUCGGUGCUUCACGGCCCGCCCCCACCACCCAGCUGUAAGGCUCACGGAGAGCCUUGUGUGCUGCGGACGGUGAAGAAGGAGGGGCCAAACCUGGGCAAACAGUUUUUCGUUUGCGCACGUCCUCAGGGUCACGCUUCCAACCCGGAGGCUCGCUGUAACUACUUUGCCUGGGUGGAAAAGGGCCGCUCAUAAGCAAAAGUUUUUUUUAAAUCUUGUGGAGAAAAAUCCAAAAACACUUAUUUUAAUAAAGUAUAUUUUCUGUUCCUGUGCAGUCGUUCAUUGUGCACGUUUUAGUAGCACAAAGUCUGUCGAGUAAAAUUUUAGGAAUUAAUUUUCCAAUUAAAUGUUUCUACAUUUUCACUCAACAUUUUCAGGUUGGAUGGCAUUGUG
Molecule: messenger RNA, 1903 nt
Organism: Synchiropus splendidus (mandarinfish)
Lineage: Eukaryota; Metazoa; Chordata; Actinopteri; Syngnathiformes; Callionymidae
Gene: apex2
Product: APEX nuclease (apurinic/apyrimidinic endonuclease) 2
Exons: 6
Coding region: 20-1705 (561 amino acids)
Biological process (GO): base-excision repair
Cellular component (GO): nucleus
Molecular function (GO): double-stranded DNA 3'-5' DNA exonuclease activity; zinc ion binding; DNA-(apurinic or apyrimidinic site) endonuclease activity
Source: RefSeq, a predicted model, not a curated record